AUUGAAUUGUAUUUGAAUAUUGCUUAUCUGGAUGUCUAACCUUCAUAAACGCAUAAAUAUAUAUAUUUUUCGACUUACUCGGUGACAAAGGCCCGUUUGGCGACUUCUACGACCACGCCCUCGGUUGGUGGAAGAUGAAGGAUGACCGGAAACUUCCUCUUCCUGAAGUAUGAAGACAUGAAGAAGAACCUGCGCAGUGUGGUCAGCGAUGUCGCAGCCUUCCUUGAGACCAGCUUGGACAAAGCCGCUGUGGACAGCAUUGCCGAGUCGUGCACUUUUAACUCCUUGAAGGCAGCUUGGGGCAGUUCAGAUGACGGCUUGAAGAAACACCUCUGCAGGAAAGGUGUCAUUGGUGAUUGGAAAACCAUGUUCACUCCGGAGCAGAAUGAAGCUUAUGACGCCAAGCACAAGCUGAGGCUGGAGGGGACUGGCCUGGAGUUUGAUUUUGAUUAGUACAUGUAAAUGUUUGGAUGUGAUACUAUAUAUUACCUGGCUGCAAGAGUAUAUAACCUAUUACCAUAUAGUCAGGUGCCGCGGACGAAUCAGAAGGCCCCGAUCCAUGUUGGUUAUGACGCCGUAACACAUAGAUUCCGGCCAGCCCGGUUUGUAUCGCUCCCUCUGAUUGGUCAGAAUUUGCAUUGACACCAGCUGGUGUGGCCGCAUGUGACCCAAUUAAAUAGCAUCCCUGGUCAAUCAGAAUUUUACGCUUGCCAGAGGAUCUGCUCUCCAGGGGACAUGACCAGGGCGUAGGGACGCACAUAAGUCCCUUGUUUCCAUCUUUAAUCAAGAGUGGUAAUAAAGCAUUAUUGAAAUGGUGACGAUUAUCUCUUAUAGUUUUACUGGAGGUGAACACAAGACAAGCCAAGACUGGGAAAGACUGUAUUGGAAGUUUAGUCCUGUACUUUAGCAGCAUUUUUGGUGGAUUUUUUUCGCCCUCGAGCACAAUGUUUUGGGUCUUAAGAGGAUGUCAUCCAUAACAUUAAGUGUGGCCUUAUGGUAUCUUAUUCAUAUAAGUCCAUUGUUGCAAGGCAUACUAUUAAACUUAUGCACCAUACAUGACAAGGCUAUUCAGGCCGACAGGGCUGUUCAGAAUAAAUAAAGGCUAUUAUUUGAUUGA
Branchiostoma floridae (Florida lancelet) is the source of this 1117-nucleotide messenger RNA. RefSeq names its product sulfotransferase family cytosolic 1B member 1-like. The record is from RefSeq and is a predicted model, not a curated record. Gene Ontology annotation, biological process: sulfation. Bases 142 to 453 code for a protein of 103 amino acids. NCBI's taxonomy places the organism in Eukaryota, Metazoa, Chordata, Leptocardii, Amphioxiformes, Branchiostomatidae. Gene Ontology annotation, cellular component: cytoplasm. Gene Ontology annotation, molecular function: sulfotransferase activity. The transcript is spliced from 3 exons.